AUGCCGACGACGACAUCUAUGUUGACACCCGAAUCCGAACUCCAGCUGUCGUUCGAUUCCAGCUUAAUACCGCAGGCCAGCAAGGAUCUGCUUCCUUCCGAUAUCAUCGUGCGCCCGCUCGCCAGCGACGACUAUAACCGCGGCCACCUGCGCGUCCUUUCCGACCUCACACAAGCACCCGACGUCGGUCUGGCUGCAUGGUCGAAGCAGUUCGCGCUCCAGCUCGCCGCUCCCAACACCUACUAUCCUAUCGUCUUCAUCAACACUUCGACUGACCAGAUCGUUGCCUGUGGCACGGUCUUCGUCGAGUACAAGUUCCUCCGAAGUGCUGGCCUAUGUGGUCAUAUCGAAGACAUCGUCGUACACAACGACGGCCAGGGAAAGGGCCUGGGCAAGCGCAUCAUCGAAAUCUUGACACACAUCGCAAAGGAGCGUGGCUGCUACAAGGUCAUCCUCGACUGCAGCGAAAAGAACGUCCCCUUCUACGAAAAGUGCGGCUACCACAAGGCAGGAGAGCAGAUGGCCAUUUACUACGUCUAA
Molecule: messenger RNA, 540 nt
Organism: Moesziomyces antarcticus
Lineage: Eukaryota; Fungi; Basidiomycota; Ustilaginomycetes; Ustilaginales; Ustilaginaceae
Product: glucosamine 6-phosphate
Exons: 1
Coding region: 1-540 (179 amino acids)
Biological process (GO): UDP-N-acetylglucosamine biosynthetic process
Cellular component (GO): Golgi apparatus; endoplasmic reticulum-Golgi intermediate compartment; endoplasmic reticulum
Molecular function (GO): glucosamine 6-phosphate N-acetyltransferase activity; monosaccharide binding
Source: RefSeq, a predicted model, not a curated record